Drepanopeziza brunnea f. sp. 'multigermtubi' MB_m1 is the source of this 999-nucleotide messenger RNA. RefSeq lists its product as uncharacterized. The record is from RefSeq and is a predicted model, not a curated record. Lineage: Eukaryota; Fungi; Ascomycota; Leotiomycetes; Helotiales; Drepanopezizaceae.
AUGGUGAAGAAUAAAGCGUUGAUCCCUAUCCAGCAGGAAGCUGGGACCGUUCCUGUCGACUCCCAAAGCUCCUCGAUUCCGCCUUCUAUCUUCUUCAAACCAUCCAAUCUCCUCAAAGCAUCCGAGUCCAUUACGCGACCCUUCCGCAAACCAGCCUCCUUUCCACAGUUCAAUCGUCUGCCUAUGGAGCUCCGUUUUCAAAUAUGGGAGGCGGCCAUGAAACCUCGCGUCCACGAAUUGCAUCCUUGCUCCAAGCUCUACAACGAACGUAUGACCUUCCGAUCCAACAGCAGCCUCACCCCCUCGAUCUUCCAUGUCUGCUCCGAAUCUCGCAACAUAGCAUUACAACAUCACGAGCUGAUGGAUUACGCACCUCCUGAUCGCGGAAGGACUGGCAAGGGCAUACUGAGGUUCUACUUCAACCCCCAGCUGGACACCCUGCUACUGAACAGCCUCAUGGGCCUCUUUGUCAUGUUCAUGCUGCUCGAGGACGAGGAGGAGUUUCUAGGCUUGACAGGCCUCGGCGUUAUGAAAGGCUGGCAAAGGGUCGCAUUCGACGCCGAGCGAGCACAGCUCAUUACGCUUCUCUCUGGCUAUGCAGGGCACGCUCCCCAACCCCGCUUCAAAGCUGUGUUCCCGGCUCUCAAGGAACUCAUCAUUGCAUUCGACUGCAACUCCAAGGGAAAGACCCGCUUCCGCACCUCUGUCUGGCCGGGGGAGAACGGCACCAGCCUGCAUACGAUCCCCUUCCCAACCGAUCCGUCGGGCAACGAGCAGCCUGCACUCAGUCAUGCGCGCCAAACCAUAAUGGAUGUCAUGAUUGAUCCUAUGCAGAGAUACCUGGAGAAUGAGUUCAAGGCCGACAAGACGGGUGUCCCGAGCAUGGUCAUUGCAAAGGUCAAGAGAAAGCCAUUCCUCCGUGGGGAUCUCCGCUAUGCAUUCAGGAAGAGCUGUGCAGUAGUGGGGCUCAAGCCAAGGUGGGUUUUCAGGAGACUCUGA